UCGGUCGACAUCGGCAUCUUCAAGCGCAAGAAGAAGCCCAUCACGAUGGUCACGGCCUACGACUACCCCUCGGCGGUGCACGUGGACUUGGCGGGCUUCGACGUCCUGCUGGUCGGAGACUCGCUGGGCAUGGUGGAGCUGGGUCUGGACACGACACUCGCCGUGACGUUGGAAGAUAUGAUCCACCACACUAAAGCGGUGAAGCGUGGCGCAACCCGCCCGCUGGUGAUCACGGGCAUGCCGUUCGGUACGUGCGAGGGAACGCCGUUCGAAGCGCUUAAGAAUGCACAGCGGGUGUUAAAGGAAGGCGGUGCUGAUUGUGUGAAGAUCGAAGGAGGCAAGGAGCGAGCCGAAACGAUCAAGACCAUCGUCGAUGGAGGUAUCGCUGCCAUGGGCCACAUCGGCCUCCGUCCGCAGCACAUUAGCGUGUUGGGAGGCUUCCGCGCACAGGGACGCACAGCCGCUCAAGCGCGGAUGAUCAUUGAGGACGCGCUGGCAGUGCAGAAGGCUGGUGCGUUUGCUGUCGUCCUAGAGUGCGUCCCAUCCGCGGUCGCCAAGGCCGUGACGGAGCUGCUCAAGAUCCCGACCAUCGGCAUCGGCGCCGGCCCCGAGACGGAUGGCCAAGUGCUGGUCUUCCACGACCUGCUGGGGAUGCUGCAGCACCCGCACCACGCCCAGUUCGUCCCCAAGUUCUGCAAGCGGUACGCGGACGUCGGUGAGCAGAUCCGCAUUGGGCUCGAGAACUACCGCGAUGACGUUGAGAGCGGCCGAUUCUCAAGCGAGGCGUACUCUCCGUACAAGAUGUCGAAAGAGGAGACCCAGAAGCUGCACGACAUGGUCGCCAACGAAUUCAGCGAGAAGUCUGGGGAAGAAACCGACGACGCGGCGGCACAUUCGGAAGUCACGAAGGUCUACUAAGGCCCACAUGUACUUAGCUCUCGAGACGCACGAGCAGGUGAGACACGUUUGUUAGUGCGAUCUACUUGCUCGACUCGUUUAGAAAUACAC
Molecule: messenger RNA, 1008 nt
Organism: Phytophthora sojae
Lineage: Eukaryota; Oomycota; Peronosporomycetes; Peronosporales; Peronosporaceae
Exons: 7
Coding region: 46-918 (290 amino acids)
Biological process (GO): pantothenate biosynthetic process
Cellular component (GO): mitochondrion
Molecular function (GO): 3-methyl-2-oxobutanoate hydroxymethyltransferase activity; magnesium ion binding
Source: RefSeq, a predicted model, not a curated record